This is a messenger RNA of Aphanomyces invadans, 2328 nucleotides long. RefSeq lists its product as hypothetical. The record is from RefSeq and is a predicted model, not a curated record. The transcript is spliced from 3 exons. Bases 76 to 1413 code for a protein of 445 amino acids. Gene Ontology annotation, molecular function: protein binding. NCBI's taxonomy places the organism in Eukaryota, Oomycota, Saprolegniomycetes, Saprolegniales, Verrucalvaceae.
CCAAGCCACGCAUUCACCAACGACUACUACCGACAGCGCUUGCCUGCCAUCGACCGCCCGCUUCCGUGAAUCAUCAUGCUGCGCCAAACGUCCAAGUACUCAUGGACCAUUCUUCGCAACACAACCCUACGCGCAUCGUCGCAGGCGGUGAUCACCACCGCAGAUUUGACCGCUUGGGGCAUGAUGCACACGACUGUCCGAGCCAAAUCGACAAUGCCAACGCAAUCCCAUCAAGCCCCUCUUGCAGUUGACACCGCUUCCAUCAUGCCUGAAAGCCUGCUUUAUCACGAUACCACAGGUCAAGGCGAGGACACCAGGUUCCCAUUUGAACCGGCAGUGUAUAUCGUCCCUGGGAGGCACAACUACGGAAAGAAAGUUUCCGAGUGGAUGUUCGCGCUCCUAGAAGAGAGCAUGGCCGAGAACGAUGGUCACUUGAACAGCGAUGACAUGACGUCGUUGAUCAUCACGUUGGCGCAGCGCAACUACUACCGCGAAGCCAUGGAGGCACUCCAGUUUUCGCGCCAGAACAACGUCAAACCUCGCAUCGCCGCGUACUCGAAGGUUAUUUCGUCUUGCUACUCACAUGAGCGCUUCGAGUUGGCGCUUCAAGUGUUCGACGUGAUGCGUCGCGAUGGUUUCAAGCCGUCCUUUGUCACGUAUUCGCGCGCGUUGUCGUCCGCCUCCAAGGCCAACCAGCACGAAAUGGUGAUGGAACUUUUCCGAGAACUCAUGGCGGACUGCCCCGACUUGACGGACGAGUGUCAGAGCAUUGCGUGUAACACGGUACUCAACUCGUGUGCGCGAAACGACGACUACGACACGGCGACGUGGCUCUUCGACGAGAUGAAGCUACGAGGGGUUCCGAUGACCCAGAGCACGUUCAACUCGUUCAUGUUGUGUGUGUCCAAGUCGGGCACCAUCGCGGACGUCAAAGAAGUCGUCGGGUUGUUGGACAAGACAGGCUCGUCGCUCAGCCCGAACGCUUACAUGUCGGCGAUCUCGUCGUGCGCCAAGUGGAAGAAGUGGGACACAGUCAUCGCGCUGUUUGAAAGGAUGCGCGCCGAGCACGACACUGUGUUCGUCGUGACGAUUGCGGCGGCCAUGAUGGGGUAUGUCAAGGAAGGCAAGCCGGAAGCUACGAUGGCGCUGUAUAAAGAGUGCGUGGCGAACCACGUCGAACUCAACACGUUCGCCAAGCAAGCUUUGGUCACGGCGCAUUUACACAUGGGCGCGUAUGAGGAAGGUCUUCGGAUCUGCGAUGCGGUAGGCUGCAUGCCAUGCGCGACUUGCAUAAGAUUGCCGAUGAAACGUGGACACAUUGUAGAUGAUGGCAGAGCAAGUGGCCGACGAAGGAUACCGUGGCCUCGUAUACAAGCUCAAGGUCCAGAUGCUCGUGGCCUUGAAGCGCAUUGACGAAGCCAUUGCACUCCUCGAAGAGACUGGAUCGAUCAUGGACCAGACUGUCAACUGCUUCCGCCCGCUCAUUGCUCACUUUGCUGACGCAAGGCAGUAAGUUGUCGUGGCACGGUGGAAAAACAAUCGGCGCACCUGACUGUGCGCGUCUAGAUACGACCUCGCGACCAAGUACAGCCAAAUGCUGUUUCAAAAGAAUCAAUACGUAUCGCCUUCGGAUUGGGUCCAAGCCCUGUCCGUGUCGAUUGGACUCCCUGACAAGACGGCGUACUGGGAGUUCCGCCGCGCCCUCGAGAUCCGAGGCCCUGAUAUACUGUCGACGAUUCCAGGGGAGCUCUUCCUUGAAAGCUCCAAGACACACAAGAAAGCGCCUGCGCCGCCGGCGCGGUCAUUGCUGACACCGGCCACCUCCCGACCAACCUUGCUGUCGCCGACCAAACAAAAGUUGAAGUUAUUGUAAGAUAAAUGGAAUAUCAAGCCGAUGGAAUGCGAGGUGCGUUACGUGCUUAAGCUGUCGAGAGACAAGUGGUGUACAACUAAGCGCGCUGGUGGAUCGCAAAACGAUACGCUGUCGCGAACGAGUUGCCCACGCCGCUUACAAAUAACGACGCGGGUUGUACGGCUUGCCUUCGAUUUGAUCGUGUUUGAUCUGCUCUUCCAUGGCGAAGUGGUACACGAGCGAAAAGGGCAGGACCGUGCCGAGGAACAACUUGCUCACGGUGGGCACGUUGAACACGAACUCACGGUCGCAGUUUUCGCGGACACCGUUCCAGACCUCAAUUUGCUUGUUCUUGUUCAACGAGCCCCCGUUGCGACGCUGUUGGCCCUUCAUCUGCACCAGCGAGAAACGGGUCGUCACAUUCACGCGGCGCGCGAGUGUCUGGCUGAGACUCAUCCUUCACGACCUCCACGAAU